CGCAGUUCAGAUGUAAAUACCAGCGAUCAGACAGAUUCACUCAUUGGUUUCUGACGAUCCAAACUCAGUAAAAGAGAGAAUGUCUGGCCGCGGUAAGGGAGGGAAAGGACUCGGUAAAGGAGGCGCAAAGCGGCACCGGAAAGUUCUCCGUGAUAACAUCCAGGGGAUCACCAAGCCCGCUAUCCGCCGUCUGGCUCGCCGUGGUGGAGUGAAGCGGAUCUCCGGCCUGAUCUACGAGGAGACCCGUGGUGUGUUGAAGGUCUUCCUGGAGAACGUGAUCCGUGAUGCCGUCACCUACACCGAGCACGCCAAGAGAAAGACGGUGACCGCCAUGGAUGUGGUUUAUGCUCUCAAGAGGCAGGGACGCACUCUGUACGGCUUCGGAGGUUAGACACAUCCCGUCUGGUGCUGGACCCCAAAGGCCCUUUUCAGGGCCGCACAAACACUCCAUAAAGAGAUGAUUUCCUUCCAUGUAGUUUCUUACAGGGUUUCAGAUUGGUGUUUCUGCUGGGAAAGGGACUCGAGUCAAGCCACAAAUAAAAGUGAAUAAAAUGUUGUUAGUACCUGAAACAUAACAUGAGAUAAUUGUACUGUCAUGUGGUGGGCAACACUAUGUUCAGUG
Molecule: messenger RNA, 622 nt
Organism: Centropristis striata (black sea bass)
Lineage: Eukaryota; Metazoa; Chordata; Actinopteri; Perciformes; Serranidae
Product: histone H4
Exons: 1
Coding region: 80-391 (103 amino acids)
Biological process (GO): nucleosome assembly
Cellular component (GO): nucleosome
Molecular function (GO): DNA binding; structural constituent of chromatin; protein heterodimerization activity
Source: RefSeq, a predicted model, not a curated record